This is a messenger RNA of Aspergillus affinis, 2124 nucleotides long. Its product is annotated as mRNA decapping enhancer EDC3. Lineage: Eukaryota; Fungi; Ascomycota; Eurotiomycetes; Eurotiales; Aspergillaceae. Gene Ontology annotation, cellular component: P-body. Gene Ontology annotation, biological process: P-body assembly; deadenylation-independent decapping of nuclear-transcribed mRNA. The transcript is spliced from 3 exons. The coding region runs from base 1 to 2124 and encodes 707 amino acids. The record is from RefSeq and is a predicted model, not a curated record. Gene Ontology annotation, molecular function: mRNA binding.
AUGGCGUCCCAAUUUAUUGGCUACAACGUUCUCGUGACCCUGAAGGCACCGCCCGAUGCAACCGUCCAGGGAGAAGUGGCCGAUGUCAUAGGCCAGCGCUUGAUGCUGCGAAAUGUAAAACUGUCGUGGAAUCACCAAGUGCUCCCUAGCUACUUUAUCGAUGCGACCGACAUCGCGGACCUUUCUCUCGGAUCCGCCGUCAAGGGCCAAUCGCAAAAUCUGCCUGCAGCCAAAGCAGACCGAAGCACAACUCAGGCCGUGCCUGCGACGCAGCAGCAGUUCGUCGACCCUGCUAUCCUGAGCUUCUCCAAACCGCCCACCAAACCAAUCAGUCGCACUCUUGAACCGGAGAAUCGACCGCUUCAGCCCAACCUGCCGAAUGAAUCAACUGUGCAGCAACCCCGUCCACCUCAAGCCGCCCACGCUCAGCCGGCUGCGGUAUUGACGGAACCAUUCAGCAGCUUGGAGCUGAAUGUGGACGGUAAGACCGGCGGUGGAGGCAUAUCACAGGUGGAGGAGCGUCGUGAAUCUGUCUACGGUUCAAGAGACGAACUGACACCCCUGAAAACGCCGAGUCAAUAUGCGGCAAAGCGCAGUCGACGCAACGGACAGAAGAAGACUCGACAGGGAGGAUAUCCGAACGCGGUCAAUGAGCACGAUGGGGCUUCGAAUACGAACCCGAAGACCCGAGGCUGGCGUCAAACUGCCUUCGUUGAACCAUCUGAUCCGCACCUGAUAAACUCUCCCCAACCUCACUCAGAGAAAGACGGACGGCGUCGCAAAAAGAAGAACCGCGGCUCCUACGCCGAAGACCCCAGCGGAUGGGCGACAGAAGAUGCCACUGACAUCCAAGAGUUGGGCGAAUUCGAUUUUCAGAGCAAUCUUUCGAAGUUCGAUAAGCGGAGGGUGUUCGAAGAAAUCAGGAAUGAUGAUACAACUGCAGACGAAGCUCGAUUGGUCAGCUUUAACAGAAAGGUCCCGAAGCCAGGCACUAAUGGUGGCAAGAAUUUGCACUGGACGGAGAACGUUCUGGACAGCCCUCAAGAAAGUGAGAAUGAAGAAAGUGAACACGGGCGUAGUGAUGCAAAACUGAGCAGCGGAAAUUACUCGGGACUUGAGUUGUCAAGGGCAUCGGCACGAGGACAAACUUCUCGAAAGGGCAGUGCUCUGCUGGGCCAGCCGCCCGUUCCGCCACAGAUCAACACUAUCGGACGUGGCCAGCUCAGUUCUUCUCGCACUACAAGUCCUCGCCCAAAUAAAACCCCCGUUUCAGCAUCUCCGAUAGGCGGUCCUGGGGCUUCGGGAGUUUCCUUGCGUCUUACUACCACCAACAGAAGUUGCCCGACUGUGAGCCCUCUACAGACUCUUGAAGUCGAGCAAAUUGCUGUAACGGAACUCGGUUUAACCGAAGAUAUGAUCACGGAAAAUGCUGGAAGAGGCAUCGCAGAAGCUGCUGUUGGUCUCCUUACAAAUGACGCAGCUGCACCUACGAUAUUGGUCCUCAUAGGCAAUCAUCGCACUGGGGCAAGGGCCAUUUCUGCCGCUCGCCAUCUCCGCAACAGAGGUCACCGUGUAACUGUCUGCAUGCUCGGCAUUGAGCAUGAAAACGAGCUGUUGGAGAGCUGUCGUAAACAACUCGACGUGUUCAAGAAGAUCGGUGGGCGAGUGCUGAGAUGGGAGGACUUGUCGACUCGACUAUCAACCUCGGAUUUCAGCCCGGACUUGGUAGUAGAUGCUUUGUUUGGCAUUCACAUAGCCUUUGACGACCUCCGUACCGAUGAUCAGGCUACUGCUUUCGAAAUGAUUUCCUGGACCAACCGAAGCAACCUCGAUGUUCUGUCUGUCGAUGUGCCUUCCGGGCUAUCGGCUUCUAGUGGUGAGGUAACUGUCGUGGAAGGGGGUCGACUGUGCGUCAAUUCCAAAUCUGUUGUCUGCCUUGGAGCACCCAAAACCGGCGUGGUGCAAGCUUUGGUCUUGGGAGAAGGGCUCUCCUGGAACCUUGCAGUGGCAGAUAUCGGUGUUCCGCAGAUUGUUUGGAGAAAAUACGGUACUCGCCGGCGACAUGGAAUUGACUUUGGGAACCGCUGGGUGGUCCCUCUGCGUAUCCAAGCGUCCACUGCUUGA